Messenger RNA from Mycotypha africana, 2865 nucleotides. Its product is annotated as PGAP1-like protein-domain-containing protein. The transcript has 6 exons. Gene Ontology annotation, biological process: endoplasmic reticulum to Golgi vesicle-mediated transport; GPI anchor metabolic process. Gene Ontology annotation, molecular function: phosphatidylinositol deacylase activity. Gene Ontology annotation, cellular component: endoplasmic reticulum. The record is from RefSeq and is a predicted model, not a curated record. Bases 49 to 2670 code for a protein of 873 amino acids. NCBI's taxonomy places the organism in Eukaryota, Fungi, Mucoromycota, Mucoromycetes, Mucorales, Mycotyphaceae.
AAAUUUUCCCCAAACUUGAAAUACAGGCUUUCUGUUACAGUCUUCUACAUGUUUGGACUUUCUAGGUAUGAUGAGCUAUCCAUAAGGAUUAUACAGCGCCGUAGGAAAAGUAUCUGCCUCUUUUUAGGCCUAUUUGUUGUAGUGACCGUCGUGACACUAUAUGCCUUCGUAGACUCGCUCAUUGGUCAAUCUUCACGCAUCUCAUCUGUCAUUUCACCCCUUCAAAGACAAGACGUUCAGAAUUGUCUAAUGAGUUAUUCCUAUCCAACGUACACAGAAAUAGAACCACCAGACCAUGCGUUGUCCAAAAAGUAUAAAUUGUACCUUUACCGUGAAGGAAAUCUUGAUGCAGUUGAUACGUUAUAUGGUGUUCCUGCCUUAUUCAUACCAGGGCAAGCUGGCAGCUAUAAACAAAUUCGGUCACUUGCCUCAGCAACGACGAACUGUUAUCACAAAGGCCUAUGUUCAGGCCAUAAUAUAGAUUAUUUUACGGUUGAUCUGAACGAAGAGCUAUCUGCACUUGAUGGAGGCGUACUCUUAGACCAAGCUGAGUACAUGAAUGCUGCGAUAAAACGAAUUCUGUCUCUAUACAAUACCGCUCAAAAGCCAACAUCUGUUAUAAUCAUUGCCCACUCAAUGGGUGGCCUUGUUGCGCGUACCAUGUUUAUGUUGCCUAACUACAUUCCUAACAGUAUACAAACUGUCAUCACAUUAGCCACACCGCAUUUAGCUGCACCUGUUUUACUUGAACGUACAAUGUAUCAGCUCUACCAAGAUUUAACCUUUUUCUGGAAGAAAAACCAUGAAAAAUUGAGCAAUGUUGUCAUUAUAUCUAUUGCUGGCGGAUCACUCGACACAAUAGUGCAUUCUGAUGGCGUGAGUAUCAACGAAAUCGUACCAACGACCCAGGGAUUCACUGCUUAUACAACAUCAAUUCCAAAUGUAUGGACGGGUAUUGAUCACAUGGCUAUUUUGUGGUGCAACCAACUGAUUCGAUUGUUGGCUUCUACGGUCGUCAAAAUUGCGGACUUGGGUCAAAUGCCCACAACUGAAGCUCGAAUGGAGAUAUUUCGUCAAAGCCUACUACUAGACAACGACUAUUCAUCUUCUAAUGCCGAUGUCCCUAUCUUCAGAAUAUUUGAUUAUGAAAAACGGCAUAUCCGUUCCCCCAGUGAAACGAGCCUUAAGGUGUUAUUUGACAAUGAUCAACCAUCACUUACCCUUAUUCCAUUCGACGUUAGACAACUGAAAAUUUUGACAAACAUCGAUAAAAAGUAUGAUAGCUGCUGGUUUCUUGCUCAUUGCUCUUCCGAAUUGGAAUGCGCUCCUUUUAUUCCGAACGUUACAUUGCUUCCAUCAAUUAUGGCAGCCAACUUAGAAAAAGCAAUACCUAAUCGGGUAAUGACGAUACGAAACAAUGGUUUGUCCAAAUACCUGGGUAUAGCAAAAAGGUGUUAUGCAAAGUCUUCGGAAGGUCCUGCAUUCAUACAGAGCUAUGCCACUUCUGAACGACCAAUUGUACAUAAUGCAACACUUUGGAGCGUUAUGUCAACUGGACUGUCAUUCAAUGCCUCCUCAUACCAAAACAUACACAAAUUUCCAAACAUCCAAAGUUCCGUGUUCGCAUACAAUGUGCGUAUACAAUCUAUAACUGAUAAUAGGACGGAGAAAGCAUUCUGUAAGCCAAUGAUGCUACAGACAAUUGAUGGGGUAGAGCCAAAAUUCUAUCGACGACUAGAACAGGGUGUAUCUGAUCGUAUUACUUUUCAUCGAGAUACAAGCAGGAACCACACAGGGCUAUCGUUAGAAUUCUUCACUGAUAAUCAAGAAUUGGGCAUUCGAAUUACCAUUGACUGGUAUGGGACACUUGGUCGCGUAAUUCAUCGCUACGGCGCUAUGCUGGCAAAUUUUUGCUGGGUGAAUACGCUAAUUAUUCUUGUAACGCAGUUAUUGUUUUACGCUUCAAAUGGGAAACGAGAAUUUCCUUCGUAUAUUAUUACAGUGAUUCAUUGCAUAAAGGACCCCAUUCUACCAUUUGCCGUACUACUCUCAAUAUCCAAUAUCUGUCAGUACUGCAUUUUAAGAGUUGAGAAGCUGAAAGGAACCUCUAUCACCCGCUUUUUAUCCGAUCAUAUAGUGAUGGAUUCCAGCGAAUGGCAGUUUGCUGUAUUAGUAGUAUUCUUAUACAUUUUGUCCCUUGGAUUAAUUAUAACAGCAUGGGUCAUCAUUUCAGCUAUACUACUAUUAAUGUCAAAAUUCAUGCCUCUGUCAGUUACAACGAGCACCAAACGUCAUCAAUCAACCCGCAAAUAUUUCUGUAUUUAUUCAACAAUUCUUAUUGGUCUCGCCAGUUUUAUACCAACAUCACUCAUUUUCUUGGUUUAUUUAAUCAUUUGGAGUAUAUCAACAAGCCGAGCUAAAAUACGUGCACAGUUUGAUUUCCCAACAGUACAAAAUGUAUACAAUUACAGGUUAUCCUGGCUUAUGUUUCUUACCGCAAACGCACCCUAUUACUUACCCCAGGCGGUUGUUUACUUAAAAAAUCUACUAAUCGGAUGGACCCAAAACAGAUUUGAUAUAUUACUAUUCGUUCAAGAUUUCCCGCUUGUAAUGAUAACACUCUGGCUCUUAACAAUUGGAAAAAAUCCUGACAUUUUAGACAUUAGGUAAGUUGAUGAACAACAUGCUCAAAGACCAACCGACAAGUAAUCACCUUUGUUUAACUGUUUCUCUCAGAUAUUUGAGACCUUCUAUUAACGCAAUCGAAUUAUUAAUACUGUACCAAUUAUUGAAUGGCUUUUUACACCCUUUCCCACUCGCUCACAUUCUCACAUCGUAUCAUAAAUAAACAGCGUCGUAAAAUUU